Molecule: messenger RNA, 1461 nt
Organism: Pedinophyceae sp. YPF-701
Lineage: Eukaryota; Viridiplantae; Chlorophyta; Pedinophyceae
Source: the annotation of a GenBank genome assembly
AUGAGCCAUAGACUCUUCAAGCUGCUCAAUUCGGGCGCGAAGUACAAGGACCUGCUGGUCCAGACUGCACAGGAUGCGCUUCCUCCCGGCUCGCACGCGGCCAUCGACCGCUGGUACGCGGCUCUGAUGCACUCCAAGCUCACGGACAGCUUCUUCACGGACGGCUGGGGCAACUUCGGCGAGCAGAACCUCAUGGACGAGGUCGACGCGAUGCGCGGCGGCGUGGACACACACGUGGCGCCCAUGGACAUCUCCUGGGAGGUCGUCGGCACCGGCACCCUCGAGAGCGACGACGUCGCGGGCCGGCCGAGCAAGACGCGGUACGAGCUUCUCCAGGGUUCGUUUCGCGCACAGUGCUCGAGUAUAGUGUUCCAGGACCUCCCGCCGGAGGUCCAGGCCGGGCGGUGCCAGCUCGUGCGGCCCGUCGGCCCGCCCGGCGGCUCGGACCCCCCCCCGCACGCGACGCCGUCGCUGGUCGUGCACCUGCCUGGUACGGGCGACCACUCGUUCGCGCGGCGGCUGGCGAUCGCGUCGCCGCUGCUGCACCACGGCGUCGCGAGCCUGUCGCUCGAGGGGCCGUACUACGGCCUGCGGCGGCCGGAGGGGCAGCAGGGGUGCCGCCUGCGCUACGUAGCGGACCUGUUCCGGCUGGGGCGCGUGACGAUCGAGGAGGCGAUGCGGCUGAUGCACUGGGCGGAGCACAACGGGUACGAGCGGGUCGGGACGAGCGGGCUGUCGAUGGGCGGCGUGCAUGCGUGCUACGCGGCGUCGAUGUACCCGCGGCGGGCGUCGUGCGCGCCGCUUCUUGCGCCGCACUCCGCGGCGCCGUCGUACUGCCUCGGGCUGCUGAGCCAGGGCACGGCGUGGGAGGUGCUGAAGAAGCAGUUCCCGAGCGCGGGCAUGCUCCGGGCGCAGAUGGGGAGGGGGGAGUCUCUGGGGGAGUUGUGGGAGGGGUCGAAGACGAUGCGGCACGCGGCGCACUCGCUCGCGCAGGCACACAUCGCGCAGGACGUGGCACGGGAGAACACGACGGGCUCCGUCGCGGCGGAGGAGGGCGGGCCCGGGGAGGCAUCCACCGACGCAGCGGGGGCGGGCGGGUCCGCGUGGGGGGCCGCGGCGGUGCCCUCGUGGCUCCCGGCGGCGGCGAGAGACUUGGACAUCAUCCAGGAGAUGCUCAGGGGCCGGGAGGGGGGAGUGGACGAGACGAUCCUGUUGUUGUGGGAGAUCAUGAACCGUUUUACCGACCUGACUCAGCUGCCGCCGCCGCUGCAGCCCGAGGCCACGAUCCUCGUGGGCGCGACGGAGGACGAGUACGUGCCGCCGUCGAGCACGCUCAAGCUCGCGAAGGCGUGGGGCAACAGGGAGGUGCGGUGGGUCAAGGGCGGGCACGUGUCCUCCUUCGUCAUCCACUUCCCGGCUUUCCGGGCCGCCAUUCUGGACAGUCUGCUGCGGCUCAAAUGA